AAAAAAGAAAAGAUUCAUUUCCCAAUUUUAAGCACAUGCGAUUUCUUGGUCUUUUUGUUACACAGAUCCCUAUCCCUCUCCCUCUGGUGUUUCUCAUCAGCAAGUAAAUAAGUAAUGGCCGAUGAACCUUCUCUCACUCGCUGGUCUUUUCAGGAUUUUAAAAUAUUUUAUGAUGAUAAGUUUGGGAGAAAGAAGGUGGCUGCAGCAACAGCACAAACAUCAUCGGAGUCGCAGCAAAACGGUCAAACAACAGCAGUAGCAUCGAAUGGGAAUGGUCAUGUCAAGAACCCAUCUGAUAUGGCCAUUUAUGAGCAGUAUAGAAACCAAGAUAGGAGCUCAACAUUACACUCCAACGGAGUUUUGCCUAAUGGAAUUAAUGAAAUACCUCAGAAGCCUUUGAUUCCUGCUUUUGAUUCUUCUGAAACACGCGCUUUAGCAGAGAGUUUAUGCAGGGAUAUCAUUCGCGGCAGUCCAAAUGUGAAGUGGGAAAGCAUUAAGGGGUUAGAGAAUGCAAAACGUUUACUGAAAGAAGCUGUAGUCAUGCCGAUAAAAUAUCCCAAAUACUUCACUGGUCUUCUGUCGCCAUGGAAAGGCAUUCUUCUUUUUGGCCCUCCAGGGACAGGGAAGACAAUGCUCGCAAAGGCUGUUGCUACAGAGUGCAAAACCACAUUUUUCAAUAUCUCAGCAUCUUCAGUGGUUAGCAAAUGGCGGGGUGAUUCAGAGAAAUUAAUAAAGGUUUUAUUUGAGCUUGCUAGGCAUCACGCACCAUCAACUAUAUUUCUUGAUGAAAUUGAUGCUAUUAUCAGUCAACGUGGUGAAGCUCGCAGUGAGCAUGAAGCAAGUAGGCGUUUGAAGACCGAACUGCUCAUCCAGGUUGUACUCCUUAAAAACAGAUUGCAGAUGGAUGGUUUGACUCGCACAAAGGAGCUUGUUUUUGUUUUGGCGGCGACUAAUCUCCCUUGGGAAUUGGAUGCGGCCAUGCUCCGGCGUCUUGAGAAGCGGAUUCUUGUACCCCUUCCAGAACCAGAAGCUAGAAGAACCAUGUUUGAAGAACUUCUCCCAUCACAGCCUGAUGAGGACAUGCUUCCUUAUGAUUUAUUAGUGGAAAGAACAGAAGGAUUUUCUGGUUCAGAUAUCCGGCUAUUAUGCAAAGAGGCUGCCAUGCAACCAUUGAGACGCAUAAUGACACUCCUUGAAGACAGAGAGGAAAUAGUGCCUGAUGAUGAGUUGCCAAAAGUUGGGCCGCUCAGAUCUGAGGAUAUAGAGACAGCUUUGAAUAACACAAGGCCAUCUGCUCAUCUUCACGCCCAUCGCUAUGAGAAAUUCAAUUCUGAUUACGGCAGUCAGAUACUCCAAUGAAGGCAUACAAUGUCAAUUAUCCUUCAAAAUGGGCUACCUGUAAUGUUUCUGGAUUUCUUGUAUUCUCACUGUAUAAUCAAUACCGCAAAAAUUUUGUUGUCAGGAGAUAGCAGUUAUUAUCAGGGGUAAUUAUUAUUUAAGUAAUUGAUUUCAAUAACUUUCAAAUUGUUCAAUAAACAAUGUUGCAAGCAGCAUUUGGAUUUA
Messenger RNA from Populus nigra (black poplar), 1563 nucleotides. RefSeq lists its product as uncharacterized. NCBI's taxonomy places the organism in Eukaryota, Viridiplantae, Streptophyta, Magnoliopsida, Malpighiales, Salicaceae. The coding region runs from base 115 to 1359 and encodes 414 amino acids. Gene Ontology annotation, molecular function: ATP hydrolysis activity; ATP binding. The record is from RefSeq and is a predicted model, not a curated record. The transcript is spliced from 12 exons.